Messenger RNA from Megalops cyprinoides (Indo-Pacific tarpon), 724 nucleotides. It is a transcript of the gene rpl10, whose product is annotated as ribosomal protein L10. Gene Ontology annotation, biological process: ribosomal large subunit assembly; translation. The record is from RefSeq and is a predicted model, not a curated record. The coding region runs from base 3 to 677 and encodes 224 amino acids. NCBI's taxonomy places the organism in Eukaryota, Metazoa, Chordata, Actinopteri, Elopiformes, Megalopidae. The transcript has 7 exons. Gene Ontology annotation, cellular component: ribosome; cytosolic large ribosomal subunit. Gene Ontology annotation, molecular function: structural constituent of ribosome.
GCAUGCCGAAAGGCGCUCCGACAGUAGCCAUGGGACGCCGACCAGCCCGCUGUUACAGAUACUGUAAGAACAAGCCCUACCCCAAGUCCCGCUUCUGUCGGGGCGUGCCUGAUCCCAAGAUCAGAAUCUUUGACCUGGGCAGGAAGAAGGCCAAGGUGGAUGAGUUCCCACUAUGUGGCCACAUGGUGUCUGAUGAGUAUGAACAGUUGUCCUCUGAAGCACUGGAGGCUGCACGUAUUUGCGCCAACAAGUACAUGGUGAAGACCUGUGGGAAGGACGGCUUCCACAUCCGUGUGCGCCUGCACCCCUUCCAUGUCAUCCGCAUCAACAAGAUGUUGUCCUGCGCUGGGGCUGAUAGGCUCCAGACAGGGAUGCGUGGUGCUUUUGGAAAACCCCAGGGCACUGUGGCCCGUGUCCACAUUGGGCAGGUGAUCAUGUCCGUGCGUACCAAGGCCCAGAACAAGGAGCAUGUCAUUGAGGCCCUGCGCAGAGCCAAGUUCAAAUUCCCUGGUCGUCAGAAGAUCCACAUCUCAAAGAAGUACGGCUUCACCAAGUUCAACGCCUGUGACUUUGAUGACAUGAUGCAGGAGAAGCGUCUGAUCCCGGAUGGGUGUGGUGUGAAGUAUAUCCCCAACCGUGGGCCCCUGGACCGCUGGAAGGCCCUGCACUCUGCAUAAGCGCCUCACUCUCAGAAAUCACGUUAAAUAAACGUUUCAACAAGAAA